Messenger RNA from Telopea speciosissima, 2216 nucleotides. Its product is annotated as vacuolar-sorting receptor 1-like. The transcript has 12 exons. Bases 95 to 1960 code for a protein of 621 amino acids. NCBI's taxonomy places the organism in Eukaryota, Viridiplantae, Streptophyta, Magnoliopsida, Proteales, Proteaceae. Gene Ontology annotation, molecular function: calcium ion binding. The record is from RefSeq and is a predicted model, not a curated record.
UGGUAUUUAUUCUUGAUCUGGGUUCUUCCCAUUUGUUCGAUUUAUCGAGGAGAAGGCGAUAGUGUUGCUUUGGGUUCUCUCGAUUGUUAGAAAGAUGAGGGAAAAACUAGGGUUUUUCAUUUGGGUUUUGUUUCUCUUGGGCUCUUGUUUCGGUAAAUUUGUAGUGGAGAAAAACAGCUUACGGGUGACUUCGCCGGAAUCGUUGAAAGGUGUCUAUGAAUGUGCGAUUGGAAACUUUGGUGUUCCGCAGUAUGGCGGAACCAUGGUUGGGAUUGUGGUUUAUCCGAAAAUGAAUCAAAAAGCAUGCAAGAGCUUCGAUGGGGAGUCUUUCAAAUCGAAGCCAGGAGGCCUUCCAACCUUCCUUCUCGCUGAUAGAGGAGAUUGUUACUUCACGUUGAAAGCAUGGAAUGCACAGAAUGCUGGGGCAGCUGCAAUUCUUGUCACAGAUGACAAGAUAGAACCUUUGAUCACCAUGGACACCCCAGAAGAAGAGGAUUCGAAAGCUGAUUAUCUGCAGAACAUCAACAUUCCCUCUGCACUUAUUAGCAAGACAUUGGGGGACAGCAUCAAGAAAGCUAUAUCAUCUGGGGAAAUGAUUAACAUAAACUUGGAUUGGAGGGAGGCACUGCCUCACCCAGAUGAUCGGGUUGAAUAUGAAUUCUGGACAAAUAGCAAUGACGAAUGUGGGCCUAAGUGUGACAGCCAAAUUGAGUUUGUAAAGAACUUCAAAGGAGCAGCUCAGAUUCUUGAGAAGGGAGGUUACACUCAGUUUACUCCACACUACAUCACUUGGUAUUGCCCAGAAGCUUUUAGUUUGAGCAAGCAGUGCAAGUCUCAGUGCAUCAACCAUGGGAGGUACUGUGCCCCAGAUCCUGAACAAGACUUCAGUAGAGGUUAUGAUGGAAAAGAUGUCGUUGUUCAGAAUUUGCGCCAGGUUUGUUUGUUUAAGGUUGCGAAUGAAAGCGGCAGACCAUGGCUUUGGUGGGAUUAUGUGACUGACUUUUCAAUUCGGUGCCCAAUGAAAGACAAGAAGUAUACCAAGGAGUGUGCAGAUGAAGUCAUCAAAUCUCUUGGUCUUGAUCUCCACAAAAUAGACAAAUGUAUCGGAGACCCUGUGGCAGAUGAAGAGAAUCCUGUGCUUAAAGCUGAACAGGAUGCACAGAUUGGCACAGGCUCUCGAGGAGAUGUGACUAUAUUGCCAACUCUUGUAAUCAACAGCAGACAAUAUAGAGGGAAGUUGGACAAAGGAGCAGUUCUUAAAGCCAUCUGUGCUGGUUUCCAGGAGACCACCGAGCCAGCUGUUUGUUUAAGUGAUGGAAUAGAAACAAAUGAAUGCUUGGUAAAUAAUGGUGGAUGCUGGCAGGAUAAGGCUGCUAACAUUACUGCUUGCAAGGAUACUUUUCGAGGAAGAGUCUGUGAAUGCCCUGUUGUGCAAGGCGUAAAGUUUGUUGGCAAUGGUUAUACCCAUUGUGAAGCUUCAGGAGCAUUACGCUGUGGAAUCAACAAUGGUGGAUGCUGGAAGAAAACGCAAGAUGGCAAGACCUUCUCUGCCUGCUCAGAAGAACAUUCGAAGGGUUGCAAGUGUCCACCAGGAUUCAAGGGUGAUGGAGUUAAUACAUGUGAAGAUGUCGAUGAGUGCAAGGAGAAGCUUGCCUGCCAAUGCCCCGAGUGCAAAUGCAAGAACACAUAUGGCAGUUAUGAGUGCAGCUGCAGUGGCAAUACAUUGUAUAUGCGAGAACAUGAUACAUGUAUAAGUAAAGAGGGCAAGGCAUCAAGCAGCUGGAAUGUUUUCUGGGUCAUCUUCCUUGGUUUGGCUGCUGCUGCUGUUGGAGGGUAUGCUGUGUACAAGUACAGAAUCCGGAGGUAUAUGGAUUCGGAGAUCCGGGCCAUCAUGGCUCAAUACAUGCCAUUGGAUAAUCAGGGAGAGACCCCUAACCACGUUCCCCAUGCGGACAUUUGAAUGGGGCGCAGCGCUGAUUCCUGAGGAGCAGAAGAAAAGAAGGAAAACAUCAAAUUCCAAGUCUAAUCUCGCACCAAUGCCAUUUUCUAAUGUUCGUUGUAUGUUCUCCAUUAAUGCAAAGAUAAAAAAUGGGGGUUUAUCACUGCCUGUGCUCACAUGUGUGUGGUGGUUGGAUUACAAAUUUACUGUAGGUGUCUACUUGUCGGCUAUCCACAGUUUCCUUUUGUGUAUUAAUUAUUAACAGGGGUAUCCCACU